This is a messenger RNA of Trypanosoma rangeli, 870 nucleotides long. RefSeq names its product proliferative cell nuclear antigen (PCNA). Gene Ontology annotation, cellular component: PCNA complex. The record is from RefSeq and is a predicted model, not a curated record. Gene Ontology annotation, biological process: translesion synthesis; regulation of DNA replication; leading strand elongation. The transcript has a single exon. Lineage: Eukaryota; Euglenozoa; Kinetoplastea; Trypanosomatida; Trypanosomatidae. Gene Ontology annotation, molecular function: DNA polymerase processivity factor activity; DNA binding. Bases 1 to 870 code for a protein of 289 amino acids.
AUGCUGGAGGCUCAAGUUCAACAAGCCAGUCUGUGGAAACGGCUGAUUGAGUGCAUCAGCGGCCUAGUCAAUGAGGCGAACUUUGACUGCAACCCCGGUGGUCUCUCUAUUCAGGCAAUGGACACAACUCACGUCGCCCUUGUGCAUCUCCUCCUCCGCGACGACUGCUUCAGCAAGUACCAGUGUGAGCGGAACAGCAUUCUCGGUCUCAACCUCGCCUCUCUUUCCAAGGUGCUGAAGAUUGUUGAGAGCUCAGACAGCUUGACGCUGCAUCACGAGGACGACUCUGACGUCGUUGUAUUAACCUCGGAAAACUCGGAAAAGUCGCGAAAGUGUGAGUACCAGCUGAAGCUGAUGGAUAUUGAGGGGGAGGCGAUGGGAAUUCCCGAGAUGGGGUACGGGUCAACGGUGACGCUCAGUUCGCAGGAGUUCGCUAAAAUUGUUCGUGACAUGAACGUCUUUGGCGAAACUGUCACGAUCGAGAUUCGGAAGGAGGGUGUGAAAUUUAGCUCGUCUGGCGAUCUGGGUGAGGGAUACGCUUUUUUACGCGCCACUGGGGUGCCGGAGCGCGCUGUAAAGACGGCGCCAGAGGUAAAGAAGGAAGACGACGAUGACGUGCCUAUCGGCCGCAUCAACACAUCAAGCGCGAAGAACGGCGGCACGGCCAUUGGUGUUGAGGUACAGACGGAUGAGCCUGUCACGCUGACCUUCGCGCUGCGUUUCAUGAACGUCUUUGCGAAGGGCUCCACCCUGAGUGACCGUGUGUCGCUGAAGUUUGCCCCUGACAGCCCGUGCAUGGUGGAGUUCAAUAUUGACCAUGUAGGCUACCUGCGCUACUUUCUUGCUCCGAAGAUGGACGACGUGAUGUGA